AGUAUAUCAAAUGCUACUUAGUGAUGUGCAUUUUGUCUUGCCUCUAAUUUCUAAAAAGAAAGAAAAAUUAUUUUUAAAAAUAUUAAAGUUAUUGAAAUGAUUAAAUUUCCUUUACUGAUAUUAGUGUUUGCAAUUAUUGGCUUCGAUCUGUCAUUUCAACUUCCUCAAUUAAGUGGCCGAAUUGUCGGUGGACAAGAUGCAAAAAUUAAAGAUGUACCAUAUCAACUUUCUCUAUGGUAUUCGAAUGACUUUAUAUGUGGUGCUUCAAUUAUUCACAUAAAAUGGUCUAUUACAGCUGCUCAUUGUCUUUCAAUAAAAGGUCUUAAUAAAAACUACUUAAGUGUUGGCGCUGGCAGUGAAUUUAAAAAGAAUGGAAACUGUUACAAAAUACUUACAGUUAUUAUUCAUUCAUCAUAUAAAACAACUUCAGCCGAUAAUGAUAUUGCAUUACUUGAGAUUCAGGGCGAAUUUAAAUUCGGUGAAUUCAUUAAUGCUGUAGAGCUUCCAGAGGCAACUUUUGAGCCCCCCUCUGGUUUAGAAGUGACAGUUUCCGGUUGGGGAUGCACAGAGGAGAAAAACUGCAAAAUUGCAGGCGGCGUAAAUGAUUCUGAAAGUUUGAAAAAAGUUUCAGUUACGAUUGUUAAUCAUAAGGAAUGUGAAACAAAUUAUAAACAAAAAAAGCGUCUUGUCACUAAAAAUAUGAUUUGUGCUGGUGAUUUGAAAUUUGGAGGCAAGGACGCAUGUAUCAAUGAUUCUGGUGGACCAAUGGUGGCAAAUAGAAAACUUUAUGGAAUUGUCUCCUGGGGUGAGGGUUGUGGUAAUAAAAAUUAUCCCGGAGUUUAUACUCACGUCGCAAAAUAUAUUAAGUGGAUUAAAAAGAAUGCUAAAAUUUAAUAUUCUUUAAAAAAUUCAUUCGUAUUCAGAAAAAUGCUUCAAACCUUUUCGUAGUUUUUCUCUAUUUUUAUUUAAAAAA
Leptopilina heterotoma is the source of this 973-nucleotide messenger RNA. Its product is annotated as trypsin-2-like. The record is from RefSeq and is a predicted model, not a curated record. NCBI's taxonomy places the organism in Eukaryota, Metazoa, Arthropoda, Insecta, Hymenoptera, Figitidae. The transcript has 5 exons. The coding region runs from base 97 to 894 and encodes 265 amino acids. Gene Ontology annotation, biological process: proteolysis. Gene Ontology annotation, molecular function: serine-type endopeptidase activity.